CCUGUGUUUGAGCUGUAGCUCUUUAGCUGGUUAAAAGCACGCUGCUCCGCUGCGCUACAGGCUCCCACUCAUCCCGAGCUGUUUUUAAGUUUCACACAGAUAUAUUAUUUUAAAAACACGGUCAGUUUAAACUCGUGGUUUUAAAGAGAAGAUGGGAGUGCCGGCGUUUUUCCGCUGGCUGAGUCGGAAAUAUGCGUCUAUAAUUGUGAACUGUUUGGAGGAGAAGUCUAAGGAAUGCAAUGGAGUUCAAAUACCAGUUGACACCAGUAAACCCAACCCAAAUGAGGUGGAGUUUGACAACCUCUAUUUGGACAUGAAUGGAAUCAUCCAUCCUUGUACACAUCCUGAAGACAAGCCGGCACCGAAAAAUGAAGAUGAAAUGAUGGUUGCCAUUUUUGAGUACAUUGAUCGGCUUUUUAACAUCGUUCGGCCGAGGAGAGUUCUUUACAUGGCAAUCGAUGGAGUUGCGCCUCGUGCCAAAAUGAACCAGCAGCGAUCCAGAAGAUUUCGAGCUUCCAAAGAAGGAGUGGAGCUUGCAGAAGAAAAACAAAAAAUGAGGGAAGAGAUUUUUCAAAGGGGUGGGUACCUGCCUCCUGAGGAAAUCAAAGAGCGAUUUGACAGCAACUGUAUCACUCCAGGCACUGAGUUCAUGGACAACUUGGCCAAAUGCCUUCGAUAUUAUAUUGCAGAUAGAUUGACCAAUGAUCCUGGAUGGCGUACUAUCACAGUCUUUCUGUCUGAUGCCAGUGUUCCUGGAGAAGGAGAACACAAGAUCAUGGAUUUUAUCAGGAGACAAAGGGCUCAACCAAACCAUGAUCCGAAUACUCAUCACUGUCUCUGUGGUGCUGAUGCUGAUCUGAUUAUGUUGGGCCUGGCCACUCACGAGCCCAACUUCACCAUCAUCCGAGAAGAAUUUAAGCCCAACAAACCCAGACCAUGUGGUCUGUGUGGACAAAUAGGCCAUGAACUUAAAGACUGUCAGGGAGUGGCUAGAGAGAAGAAAGGAGAGCACGAUGAGUUUGCAGACACAAUUCCAGUGUCGGAGCAGGAAUUUAUAUUCAUUAGAUUGUCUGUUCUGAGAGAGUAUCUCGAGCGAGAGCUGACUAUGGCCAGCCUGCCUUUCCCCUUCAACUUUGAGAGGAGUGUAGAUGACUGGGUCUUCAUGUGCUUCUUUGUGGGAAAUGAUUUCCUGCCUCAUUUACCCUCUUUAGAAAUCAGAGAGGGUGCUAUUGAUCGACUUGUGUCCAUUUACAAAGAUGUUGUUCACAAGACUGGGGGUUACCUCACUGAAAAUGGCUUUGUGAACCUGGAGCGAGUAGAGCUCAUAAUGCAGGCUGUUGGAGUUGCUGAAGAUAACAUCUUCAAGAAGCGCAAAGAUGACGAGGAGAAUUUUAAAAGGAGAAUGAAGGAAAAGAAGAAACGAAUGAAAGCAGAGCAGGGCCCAGCAUAUCUCCCAGGAGGUCAGUUUGCUCCUCAAGCUCUAGGGGGAAGAGACCGACCAAUGCCAGUGCAGAAUGCACGUCACGCCGCCUUUGACAUGAGGAUGCAAGGAAACCGCAACCAGCAAAACAGGGAUGCUGCUUCAUCUCUGAAGGCCAUGUUGAAGAAUGGGAGCAAGGAUUCUGCGGGGACUAGCGAUGGCAUGGACAAUCGUGGAGUGAAGAGAAAAGCAGAAGACAGCGACAGUGAGCCAGAGCCUGAAGAUAAUGUCAGGUUAUGGGAGGAAGGCUGGAAGCAGCGUUAUUACAAGAACAAGUUUGAUGUGGACGAGACUGAUGAGGAAUUUCGCAAAAAAGUGGUCAAGUCCUACGUGGAAGGCCUAUGCUGGGUUCUUAGAUACUACUACCAGGGUUGUGCAUCCUGGAAGUGGUACUUUCCGUUUCACUAUGCACCGUUUGCAUCUGACUUCAAAGACAUCAAGGACAUGUUCAAGGAGUUUGAAAAAGGGACCAUGCCUUUCAAACCUCUUGAGCAACUAAUGGGAGUAUUUCCUGCAGCCAGUGGAAAUUUUCUACCAGAAACCUGGAGAGCACUCAUGAGCAACCCCGACUCUUCAAUCAUUGACUUCUAUCCUGACGACUUUGCAAUUGAUCUGAAUGGAAAGAAAUACGCCUGGCAGGGUGUUGCAUUGUUGCCGUUUGUUGAUGAACGAAGGCUGCGGGGAGCCUUGGCAGAUGUCUACCCAGAUUUAACCACAGAAGAGAUCAGAAGAAACAGUCUGGGGAGUGAUGUGGUUUUUGUGGGGAAAUCGCACCCUCUGUGUGACUUUAUCAAGGAACUCUAUUCUUCAGAAUCUCGUGAGGGCACUGAGAUUCCUGCGGAGCUGUGCCAUGGAAUCCAAGGUACAUUAAAUCUUGAUGAAGAUCCUAUUCUACCAGAUAAACCGGUUGAGUCUCCCAUCCCAAUGCUGAGAGAUAUUCCAUACAGUAGUGCAGUGGGAAUCAAAUUCAAGGAUCCGCAGUAUGAAGGAGGUCACGUGUUCAAGGCUGUCGUCCUUCCCGGGGCUAAAAUGCCAAAUAAGGUGUUAAAGCCUGGAGACUGGGAAAGGUCGAACAGAGGGCCAUGGAAACCUCAGCUGGGGUUCAAUCCCAACCGUCAGCAAGUCCACCUGGAUCAGUCUGCCUUCAGGACAUUAGGCCAUCAUGUAAACAGAUAUCAGCAAGGAAGUGGACAGCACAGCCAAGGACCACCACGUGGUGGUCAGUACAGCAAUGCUCCACCUCCCAGUGUAUAUCAUCAAGGAAACUACAGACCACCGCUCAGAGACCACCAACCCCCAUUUCAGCAUUCCAGGCAACAUGGAUUUCCAAGAGCACAUCCCCCGUCUCAACAGCAGUACCCAAGGCCUCAGUAUGGAGGUCAGGGUUGGGACCGAGCAGUGCAAGCUCAAGGCUCUGCCUACCAGCACAACUCGCAGAGAGGUCGUGGAGGACCAGGUGGCUACCACCAGCACCCACAGCACAGAGAUGACCGUAGACCACAGGAGGGGUACAAUUCUGCAAGAAAUUAUGCCCUGCCUCCACAGACAAGACGAUACAACUGGAAUUAAAUGUUCAGCUUUCUGUAUUGGGGAUAAUUGGUGUUGUGGGUUUUUUUUCUUUUUUCUUUUUUUUUAUUAAUGAAAUACUUUAACAUUUAUGGGCUGUUGGUUUGUAAGAUAGUACAAAGGAACAUGUUCAUAUGUACGUAUUUUUAAAAAAUAUGCGUCUGUAAACACAAUUUUACGUUUUGUUUUUAUCAUUUUUCUUUCUUUAAAUGUCCUGCUCCCCCUAUGUCCUAAAAUACUUGUGCAACUCCCCUGGAGCCUCUCAUUUUAGCAGUCAAAAUAAUGUAUUAUUUGACUGGAUGUUUGACAUAAAUCCUCUUGACAGGUUGA
Astyanax mexicanus (Mexican tetra) is the source of this 3376-nucleotide messenger RNA. It is a transcript of the gene xrn2, whose product is annotated as 5'-3' exoribonuclease 2. The coding region runs from base 152 to 3049 and encodes 965 amino acids. Lineage: Eukaryota; Metazoa; Chordata; Actinopteri; Characiformes; Acestrorhamphidae. Gene Ontology annotation, biological process: nuclear-transcribed mRNA catabolic process. The record is from RefSeq and is a predicted model, not a curated record. Gene Ontology annotation, molecular function: 5'-3' RNA exonuclease activity; RNA binding. The transcript is spliced from 31 exons. Gene Ontology annotation, cellular component: nucleus.